AUGAAACUACUUCUGGUCUUAUUGUCACAGACGGCCGUGGCGUUCGCUGACCCGUGGACCACGCCCGGGCCGGGUUUCGCAUGCUAUUGCCGACCGGACCCGCCUAUCUGCGCCAGCAACGGUGUGACCUACUCGGGCGAGUGCAACAUGCGCUGCGCCAACAACUGGAUCCCGGAGAAGCUGUACGUCGUCCACGACGGACCCUGCCCG
Molecule: messenger RNA, 210 nt
Organism: Iphiclides podalirius (scarce swallowtail)
Lineage: Eukaryota; Metazoa; Arthropoda; Insecta; Lepidoptera; Papilionidae
Source: the annotation of a GenBank genome assembly